UUGUCUCAGGGACUUUCCAAAAUCCUGCACGCUUGACAGUCAAAUUGCUGGAGCGCCUGCCACUGUAUAAAUAGGUACACAUUCUCCAUUCAUGCCUGCCACUCACACUCAAAUCUCCCCAUCUCAAUUGCCAUUAUUCCAGCUUUUCUUGCCAAUAGCUACCAUCCAGAAAAAUGGCAAGUAUUAAAACCCUUGUUCAAUCACAAGACCUCAAGUCCCUCCCUUCUGAAUUUGCUCAUUUUAAGGAUACCCAAGAAUCCAUCCGAACGGGACCUGAAGUUUCAGUUCCCGUCAUUGACUUUUCGCUGCUCAGCUCAACAGAUCCUGAUGAACGUGCCAAAGUCAUCCUAGACCUUGGUAAAGCCUGCGAGGAAUGGGGCUUCUUCUUGGUGGUAAAUCAUGGCAUACCGGAAAACCUAAUCAGCGCAUUGUUUAAUGUGUGUAAUGAGUUUUUCGAUAUGCCAGAGAAGGAGAAGUUGCAGUUCGAAAACAAACAUCCUUUAUAUCCAGUCAUGGUCAGAUCUGGCACCAUUGAUGGCAAUGAUUCCAACCAGAAAGUCAAGUUAUGGAGGGAUUAUUUGAGGUUUUUCGUGCAUCCAGAGUAUCACUGUCCCACUAAACCCAAAGCGUUGAGUGAUAUUGUCCUGGAAUAUUCUCGGAGAACCCGAGAUUUGGCAAAGAAAUUACUUGGAGGGAUAUCACAAAGCCUUGGCCUGGAAGAAGAUUAUAUUGAGAAAGCCAUGGAAUUGGACUCAAGUACUCAAAUCUUUGCCGCAAACUACUAUCCUCCCUGUCCUCAGCCUGAAUUAGCAAUAGGCAUUCCACCCCACACAGAUCCUGGCCUCUUGACCUUUCUCCUUCAGAAUGGAGUAGAAGGCCUUGAGAUUCAGAAUAAGGGAAAGUGGUUUCAGCUUACUGGCAUUCCAGGCGCCAUUUUUGUCAACACUGCGGACCAGCUCGAGAUAAUGAGCAACGGAAAGUACAAGAGCGUUUGGCACAGAGCUGUUUUGAAUAACAAAAAGACAAGAAUGUCCUUGGUGGUGGCCAAUGGUCCAUCACCGGACACCAUUGUCACCCCUGCUCCACCGCUACUGCGUGAAACUCCAGCCGCUUAUGGUCCAAUGAAGUACAUGGAAUAUGUGCAAGUGCAACGAAGUUCCCGACUUAAUCAGAAACCCACCUUGGAUCAACUUAAGUUGCACUAAUUGCAUGUCCUGUAUAUAAUAACGAGCUACAAAUUAUCUUUGUUUCGGGUGCCUGUUUCGUGCCCUCUUGUGUGGCUCUACCAAACUAUAUAUCCAAUUACAUGACUUAAUCUACUA
Molecule: messenger RNA, 1322 nt
Organism: Coffea eugenioides
Lineage: Eukaryota; Viridiplantae; Streptophyta; Magnoliopsida; Gentianales; Rubiaceae
Product: protein DOWNY MILDEW RESISTANCE 6-like
Exons: 4
Coding region: 174-1205 (343 amino acids)
Source: RefSeq, a predicted model, not a curated record